This is a messenger RNA of Talpa occidentalis (Iberian mole), 1223 nucleotides long. It is a transcript of the gene AIP, whose product is annotated as aryl hydrocarbon receptor interacting protein. The transcript is spliced from 6 exons. The record is from RefSeq and is a predicted model, not a curated record. NCBI's taxonomy places the organism in Eukaryota, Metazoa, Chordata, Mammalia, Eulipotyphla, Talpidae. Gene Ontology annotation, molecular function: protein binding; peptidyl-prolyl cis-trans isomerase activity. Bases 144 to 1136 code for a protein of 330 amino acids.
ACGUCCCGUCCCUUUUUGGCGUCUGCCCUCAGCCAAAAUGGCGCCAUCUCGGAAGUUGCCGAAGCGCUAGAAGUUGUCGAAGCAGGUCCGGAAGCUGCCGAGCGAGUCCGGAAGUUACCGAAAGAGAGCAGCGGGGAAGGAGGAUGGCGGAUGUCAUCGCAAGACUCCGGGAGGACGGGAUCGAGAAGCGUGUGAUACAGGAGGGCCGAGGAGAGCUCCCUGACUUUCAGGAUGGCACCAAGGCCACAUUCCACUACCGGACCUUGCACAGCGACAAGGAGGGCACCGUGCUGGACGACAGCCGGGCCCGUGGCAAGCCCAUGGAGCUCAUCAUUGGCAAGAAGUUCAAGCUGCCCGUGUGGGAGACCAUCGUGUGCACCAUGCGUGAGGGCGAGAUUGCCCAGUUCCGCUGUGACAUCAAGCAUGUGGUCCUGUACCCGCUGGUCGCCAAGAGUCUUCGCAACAUCGCUGCUGGCAAGGACCCCCUGGAGGGUCAGCGGCACUGCUGCGGCAUCGCGCAGAUGCACGAGCACAAUUCUCUGGGCCACGCCGACCUGGACGCCCUGCAGCAGAACCCCCAGCCCCUCAUCUUUGACUUUGAGAUGCUUAAGGUGGAGCACCCUGGCACGUACCAGCAGGACCCGUGGGCAAUGACAGAUGAGGAGAAGGCCCAGGCCGUGCCGGUCAUCCACCAGGAGGGCAACCGGCUGUACCGCGAGGGCCAUGUGAAGGAGGCCGCCGCCAAGUACUAUGAUGCCAUCGCCUGCCUCAAGAACCUGCAGAUGAAGGAGCAGCCCGGGUCCCCGGACUGGAUCCAGCUGGACCAGCAGAUCACACCGCUGCUGCUCAACUACUGUCAGUGCAAGCUGGUGGCCCAGGAGUAUUACGAGGUGCUGGACCAUUGCUCCUCCAUCCUCAACAAAUAUGAGGACAACGUCAAGGCCUACUUCAAGCGGGGCAAAGCUCACGCGGCCGUGUGGAAUGCCCAGGAGGCCCAGGCUGACUUCGCCAAGGUGCUGGAGCUGGACCCCGCCCUGGCACCGGUCGUGAGCCGAGAGCUGCGGGCCCUGGAGGCGCGGAUCCGGCAGAAGGACGAGGAGGACAAGGCCCGCUUCCGGGGUAUCUUCUCCCACUGACAGGCCCUGCCCGGCCCAGCACUGCCGCUGCCAGCCCACCUGUCCCACUACUCCCGCCUCUGUGUAUAAAGGCCUUAUUUAUCUCUC